Molecule: messenger RNA, 599 nt
Organism: Schistocerca gregaria
Lineage: Eukaryota; Metazoa; Arthropoda; Insecta; Orthoptera; Acrididae
Gene: RpS19a
Product: 40S ribosomal protein S19
Exons: 4
Coding region: 111-548 (145 amino acids)
Biological process (GO): ribosomal small subunit assembly; translation
Cellular component (GO): ribosome; cytosolic small ribosomal subunit
Molecular function (GO): RNA binding; structural constituent of ribosome
Source: RefSeq, a predicted model, not a curated record
CUAUUAUCUUUGGUGGAUGUAGGUGAUCUGUGAACUAUUAAAAUCUGUGGCCAGUUCCUUCUUCCGUUUGAUUGCCCUGUUGUGAGUUGGUUGGAAAGUGAAAUACGAAGAUGCCAUCCGUGACGCUGAAGGAUGUCGACCAACAGAAAUUCGUCAAAGCGUUUUCGGCGUUCUUAAAAAAGACUGGAAAAAUGAAGGUUCCAGAAUGGGUAGAUUUGGUGAAAAGUGCAAGGUUUAAGGAACUUGCACCAUAUGAUGAUGAUUGGUACUAUACACGUUGUGCUGCUCUCGCUAGGCACAUCUAUUUCAGGUCACCAGUUGGAGUUGGUGCAGUAACAAAAAUAUUUGGAGGUCGCCAGAGAAACGGAGUCUGCCCAUCACAUUUUUGCCGGGGGGCUGGUAGUGUUGCAAGAAAAGCAUUACAGUCCUUGGAGCAACUGAAGCUGAUUGAGCGAACUGGUGAUGGUGGACGCCGACUAACUGAGCAGGGCAGGCGGGAUCUUGAUCGCAUUGCUGCUCAGGUUCGCCAGAAAAAAACACUGGAAUAAACGAUCCUUUUGUAUGUUGUAUCUAAAAAUAAAAUCUAUAUUGUAAAGAAA